Molecule: messenger RNA, 2427 nt
Organism: Ostreococcus tauri
Lineage: Eukaryota; Viridiplantae; Chlorophyta; Mamiellophyceae; Mamiellales; Bathycoccaceae
Product: Serine/threonine-protein kinase, active site
Exons: 1
Coding region: 1-2427 (808 amino acids)
Biological process (GO): peptidyl-serine phosphorylation; peptidyl-threonine phosphorylation
Cellular component (GO): cytoplasm
Molecular function (GO): protein serine/threonine kinase activity; ATP binding; protein tyrosine kinase activity
Source: RefSeq, a predicted model, not a curated record
AUGUCGAGCGACGCGAGCUCGAUUGGACGCGUUCUGAGUAUACCGUCCACGCCUCGGUCGAACAACGGACGAGAUAACGCGAACGACGACUUGAUCCUGCGAGAAGGGGAGGAGUUGGGCGAGCGCGUUGGAUCCGCGUCGCCGACGAGCGGGUCCACCAAAGCGGUGCGAAAUGGAGGAAAGGGCGUCGUGCACCCCAGAGACGAUGAAGACGUGUCAGAGAGCUCGAGUAGUGGGGCGACGUACACGGUUGUUGACACGCUCGGGUCGGGAACGUUCGGACAAGUCGUGAGUGUUUCGUCCAGUGUAGACGGGAGCACUCUUGCGCUCAAGGUGAUUAAGAAUCAUCCGGCGUACUUUCACCAGGCGCACGUGGAGAUUGGAAUUUUGCGAACGCUUAACAUGACGUGUGGCGAUCGACCGGCGGGGUCGGUGAUCGUAGAGCUCGCAGAUUACUUCAUCUGCCACAACCACUUGUGCCUGGUGUUUGAACUUCUCGGCAUGAACCUGUACGAGCUGCUGCGAAAGAACAAAUUUAAGGGUUUGCAUCUCGGCGCGAUUCGAGGAAUUAUGAAGCAGUUAUUGUCGGCGUUAGAUGUUCUCCGGGAUGCCCACGUCGUACAUUGCGACAUCAAGCCAGAGAACAUUUUGCUUGUCCGAGACAACUCAUUUCAAGUCAAACUCGUCGACUUUGGGAGCGCGUGCUUUCAAAACAGAACCGUGUACCAAUAUAUACAGAGUCGGUUCUACCGCUCACCGGAGGUCUUCUUGGGGAUGCCAUACGGCAUGCCCAUCGAUAUGUGGUCGCUCGGCUGCGUCGCCGCCGAGCUAUUCCUCGGUUUACCCAUAUUUCCGGGAUCGAGCGAGUACGACUUGCUGUGUCGAAUUUGCGAAACCAUGGGUACGCCACCCACCGAAAUGUUAGCCAAGGCACCGAACACGAACAAAUUCUUUACCAGAGUCGACAUCGGAUUCGGAGAAAGCUCUUCGUCGUUGGCGUCGUCGAGUGAAAGCGGGACGUCAAAGUACAAGCUUCUUUCGCUGCGUGAUUUCGAAGCGCGCACGGGACGGCGGGCAGCCAUGGGGAAGAAGUACUUCAAAUACACCGAGUUGGCGGAUAUCAUAGCCAGUAUACCGUAUCAGUCAUCAAAGGUCGAUCCAAACGAUGCGGGUGCGAUAGCGGCGGAGAAGAAGGCACGGGUCAACGAGCGCUCGGCGUUUUACGAUUUGCUCGUGGGAAUGAUGGAGAUCGAUCCGGCAACUCGCUGGACGCCAGCGCAAGCCUUGAAGCAUCCAUUCGUCACGGGCGACGCCUUCGAGGGACCGUUUACGCCGCCGAAGAUUCUGGAGCGAACGACACCGGAAGAGCGCGAAGAGAUACAGCGCCUCGCCGCGAAAGAGGCGGCCAAAGUUUCCUCUGGAGAGCCUCUCAAGAAGAAGAAGAAGCCGCAACCCGUCGAACCGCCGGAAGGGAUCGUACCGCCGACACCGCCGGCCGUGCAACCGGUCGGUGGGUUGGCGGCCGCGUUUGCCGCUGGGUCAUCGCCGACGGCAUCGCCUCAAGACGCUCCUCAGGCGUUCAACAACGCCAUGCUGCAAGCGCAAGCUGCGGCGCACGCGCACGCGGCGGCGACGCUCGCCGCCAUCGGCAUGUCCCCGGGCGGAGUGCCCAUGUCCCCGGGCGGUGGCGUCGGCGGAGGAUACCCGCCGUUCGUCGUCGGUUCCGCGGGCGGCUCGUAUCAGUCGUCGUCCACAUUGCUGUCUAGCUCGUUCAUCGGUUCUCCUCACGCUAUGAAUAGCGCGGCCAUGCAUCCACUACACUUUGGUAUGUCGCCGCCUACGCAACAGCUGUCGAAUAUGGGGUUGUCGACGUCGCAUCAAGUGCGCGCUGCGCAAGCGGCGGCUGCGGUGCACCUUCCUUCCGCAAGUCCGCUUGGUAAGCGAGGAACGACGCUCGCUCGUGGUAUGGCGCCGAACGCGCAGGCUAUGCCGGCAACUUCGUACUCGGGCGCUCCCUCUGGCUUCGGAUGGAGUCCAUUGGCGUCAGCUUCAGCUUCGCGCGAGAACUUGAAGACAUUGCAGCCUGUGCCUGAGUCGCAGUCGCCACCCAUGGCUUCCCCGAGUCCGGAUGGCGAAGUUACCGAGGAAGAUAGAGCCGAAGGAGCGGAUUGGGACCCCACGUUUGACGACGCGCUCGACGACGAAGCGACGGACGAAAACAAUUCUGAGGAGCGUGCCGACGAUGAAGCGAAUCCCGUUCCCGCGAGAGCUUUUCCCGUCAAGGCGAAACAAAUCCUUCCUCCACAGUUCGCGGUAGGGUCAGCACCUACGUUUGUCGCGAGCGGGUUUGGAGUAUCUCCAAACUCUGCUUUCGGCAACAACAAGACGGUUCGCAAGCGAAACGCUGGAAAAGACGCCGCGACGUGA